Eruca vesicaria subsp. sativa (arugula) is the source of this 222-nucleotide messenger RNA. The record is from the annotation of a GenBank genome assembly. Lineage: Eukaryota; Viridiplantae; Streptophyta; Magnoliopsida; Brassicales; Brassicaceae.
AUGUUCGGAUCUUUGGUUUUCAGGUUAGCAGAAGAUGUGUCUCCUGAAGAUCUGGUAUUCUGCAGUGACAGUAAGGAGACUGAGAAUAUGUUGCAUGGUGUUGAUGAUGAAGCUGUGGAAGAAAAGGGUGAUGAAUAUGAUUAUGAUGAUCUGAGUGAAGUAGUGUGCGAAGAUGAUUGUGAGCUUGUGGCUGAUGCAAGUGAUGCAAAGAUGGACACAUAA